This is a messenger RNA of Ochotona princeps (American pika), 886 nucleotides long. RefSeq names its product transforming growth factor beta-1 proprotein-like. The transcript is spliced from 5 exons. The record is from RefSeq and is a predicted model, not a curated record. NCBI's taxonomy places the organism in Eukaryota, Metazoa, Chordata, Mammalia, Lagomorpha, Ochotonidae. The coding region runs from base 158 to 883 and encodes 241 amino acids.
CCUGCUCCAGUCUGUCUGCCAGGAAGGCUUUGCCUCACCUGUCUUAGACACACCCAGCUCCCCUGUUGGAGAUCGUCCACUUGCUGGUACCACAGCUCGUCUGUCUCCAUCUCAGUUUUCUCGUGGGUCAUUGAGACUUCUCCAUCACAGCCUCCCCAUGCUGCGCACUGGGCUGCAGAUGCUGCCGCUGCUGUGGCUUCUACUGUGGACGUCCAAAUUGGGGCUCUCCAAGCCACUAAGCUCAGAGGAUCCCCCGGUUGUCAUGGUGUAUAAGGACAUGCCCAUCCAGGGUAAUGGAAGCCAUGAAGAAGUGCCUACGAAGAUCACUGAGGAAGACACAGUGACUGACGAUGACCUCUAUGACUAUAAUGUCUUCCACUUGCAAAUGGUGGAGAUCAAAAAUCCAAUCUAUAAACAGUUCAGGAAGAGCCCACACAGCGUGUACAUGGUCUUCAACAAAACGGAGCUUCGGGAAGCUGUGCCUAAUCCAUCUUUGUUGUACUGGGCAGAGCUGCACCUGUACAGACGCAAGCAGUUCAAGGAGCAGCUAGUGGCGGUGUAUGAGAAAUGCAAAAACAAUACCUGGCACUACCUGAGCUAUCGACCCAUGGCUCCCAGCAACAAAUUAGAUAAGCUGUAUUUUGAUGUCACUGAAGUUGUGCGGCGGUGGCUGAACCAAGAAGAUGAUAUUGAGGUCUUCCGCCUAAGAUCACAGGGGUUUGCUAAUUACAAGGAUAGUGUCCUCCAAAUGGACAUCAUUGGGAUCACACCCAGCAGCGAUGGUGACAUUUCUGAAGCUGACAGCCUGAGCCGGCCCUUCUUGAUCCUCCUGACCUUCCCGCCAGAGAAGACGAAGCAUGAUGACAGCUCCCAGCACCCCUGAGAC